This is a messenger RNA of Mesorhabditis spiculigera, 1152 nucleotides long. The record is from the annotation of a GenBank genome assembly. NCBI's taxonomy places the organism in Eukaryota, Metazoa, Nematoda, Chromadorea, Rhabditida, Rhabditidae.
AUGCUACUCUAUUAUUUCGCCAGUGCCGUCAAGUCGGUUCAGUUCCACGUAGAUGAUGACAUCAUCGACAAGCUCAACUAUUACUACACCACCAGCAUUAUUACAGUAUUCGCCAUCCUGGUGUCAGCCAAGCAGUAUGUCGGCUUCCCAAUCCAAUGCUGGGUGCCCGCCACCUUCACCGAGCCGAUGGAGCAGUACACGGAGAACUACUGUUGGGUGCAGAACACCUACUUCUUGCCCCUGCACGACUACAUCCCGCACAACUACGCGGAGAGGGAGAAUAGGCAGAUUGGAUACUACCAAUGGGUCCCAUUCGUGCUCGCACUCGAAGCCUUGCUAUUCUACGUUCCGACGAUCGUGUGGCGGUUACUCAGCUGGCAGUCUGGAAUCCACGUACAAUCCCUCGUCCAGAUGGCGUGCGACUCUCGAUUAUUGGACAACGAGUCGAGGAAGCGAGCCCUCAACACGAUAGCAACAAAUGUUGAGGAAGCUCUGCACGUCAAACAUCAAGUGAUGGCCGGCAACAAGUUCAAGCUCCUCAACCUCAUCAUCUGCACCCGGUCCAGCGGGGCCGCCGUCACUUUUCUUUAUAUUUCAGUAAAAAUUCUCUACACCGUCAACAUCAUCGGCCAAAUAUUCCUCUUGAACACCUUCUUGGGGAACCGGAGUCGGUGGUACGGACUGCAGGUUCUCAACGAUCUGAUGAACGGACGCGAGUGGGAAGAGUCGGGUCACUUUCCCCGUGUUACGUUGUGCGAUUUUGAGGUUAAGGUCCUUGGCAACGUGCAUCGACAUACCGUGCAGUGUGUGUUGAUGAUAAACAUGUUCAACGAGAAGAUCUUCCUCUUCCUGUGGUUCUGGUACUUCCUGCUAGCCGGGGCGACGAUCUGCUCAUUGUUCUACUGGAUCUACAUUUCGGUGGUGCCAAGCAGACAGCUCAACUUUGUCGGCAAGUACCUCACCGGGAUCGAGGGUUACAAGAUGGUGGACUCGCAGUCGCUGCGACGAUUCGUCUUCCACUUCCUCAGACAGGACGGGGUGUUUUUACUGAGGAUGGUGGCGACACACGCCGGCGAGUUGCCCUGCUACGAGCUGGCGAAGAACCUCUGGGAGAACUACUGUGAUAACAAGGAGGGCAAGAUGCACGACGUC